This is a messenger RNA of Oncorhynchus gorbuscha (pink salmon), 2248 nucleotides long. Its product is annotated as maternal embryonic leucine zipper kinase-like. Gene Ontology annotation, biological process: protein phosphorylation; microtubule cytoskeleton organization; intracellular signal transduction. Lineage: Eukaryota; Metazoa; Chordata; Actinopteri; Salmoniformes; Salmonidae. The record is from RefSeq and is a predicted model, not a curated record. Gene Ontology annotation, molecular function: protein serine/threonine kinase activity; ATP binding; tau-protein kinase activity. The coding region runs from base 151 to 2013 and encodes 620 amino acids. Gene Ontology annotation, cellular component: cytoplasm. The transcript has 18 exons.
UGCAGACACCGGAAGUAGAUACGUUGGAUGCAGACACCGGAAGUAGGACAUUGCGUCACUGCGGUGGGGAAUUCAAACUUCGACAACAGGACAUCACUGAGCGAGAGGGCUGGAAAUAUUACAAAAUACUAAGUUGUGUUUUCGGCGAAGAUGGACAGCGCGGCGGAACUCCUCAAGUACUAUGAAGUCUACGAGACCAUCGGCUCCGGAGGAUUUGCUAAGGUCAAGCUGGGUCGCCACAUCCUGACGGGAGAGAAGGUGGCCAUUAAAAUCAUGGAGAAGAAGGAACUGGGGGAGGACCUUCCUCGUGUGAAGGUGGAGAUAGAGGCCAUGAAGAGUCUGAGCCAUCAGCAUGUCUGUAGACUGUACCAUGUUAUCGAGACUAAUACCAAGAUAUACAUGAUCCUGGAGUAUUGUCCGGGAGGAGAGCUGUUUGACUACAUCAUCGCUAAGGACCGUCUGUCUGAAGAGGAGACCAGAGUGUUCUUCAGACAGAUCGUCUCAGCUCUGGCCUACGUCCACAGCCAGGGGUACGCCCACAGAGACCUGAAACCGGAGAACCUGUUGAUAGAUGAAGACCACAACCUGAAACUGAUCGACUUUGGUCUCUGUGCCAAACCAAAGGGGGGUCUGGGAUAUGAGCUGAUGACCUGUUGUGGAAGUCCAGCCUAUGCUGCUCCUGAACUCAUCCAGGGUAAAGCCUACAUCGGCUCGGAGGCUGAUGUGUGGAGUAUGGGGGUGCUGCUGUUUGCUCUGCUCUGUGGAUAUCUGCCCUUUGAUGACGACAACUGUAUGGUCCUCUACAGGAAAAUCACCAGAGGUAGUUACAACAACCCUCAUUGGCUGUCUCCUGGGAGCAUCCUGCUACUCAACCAGAUGAUGCAGGUGGAUCCUAAGCAUCGUGUGACCAUCAGACAACUCCUAGACCAUCCCUGGACGAUGUCUGGCUAUGGCACCCCUGUAGAGUGGUACAGCACGCAACCUUUGGGUUAUAUAGAUGAGGACUGCAUCACUGAGAUGUCCGUCAGCCAGAAGAUCUCCAGACAGAGCACCCUGCAGCUGGUCAAUGAGACUCUACUCUUCGAUGAUGAUGAUGAUGAUGAUGCUGAGGACCGUUGCUAUGAUGACGACCUGCCCUGGGUUCCGCUCACACCCCAGCAAGAGAGAGCGACCUGUCCGUCUGCUGAAAAGAGGCGGGAUCAGACUAAACACGCCCCCACUCCGGAGAGGGAGCCAAUCGCGCUCCACCACCGUCACCAGGAGAGGCGGGACCGAUGCCGGAACGGACCAAUGAAAACAAAGAGAACGUUGCCGUGGCCAAUAAGGAUGCUGAUAUAUUUGCUUUGCCGCCCCCGAUCCCCAGUAGCCAAUAGGAAGGCAACUCGGCCCAAUAAGAGGGUCUUGACGACACCAACCCAUAAUAAUACCAACAAGGUUGGCAACAAGGUAGACACACCCCAAGGAGGAGGCAGUACUUGUAAGGACCCGUCGAGGAAGAGACCGAGGGAGAGAGUGGAAGGAAAGGAGGAAGAAGAGAUGGAGAUACUGGCCUUCAGCCCAGAGAGAAGGUCCCGGUCGUUAGACCUGGCGGGGGCGUCUCGGGGGGACAGCAGCCAGAAGAGAAGAGGGGGGAAGGUUUUCGGCAGUCUGGAGAGAGGCCUGGAUAAAGUCAUCACCUUGCUCACACCCAGCAAGAGACGAGGGCUGCGGGACAGACCACGCAGGAUCAAGGCCCAGUAUAAUGUAACGUUGACCAGUCAGACCAACCCAGACCAGGUGUUGAACCAGAUCCUCUCCAUUCUACCGGAGAAACACGUCGACUUCGCACAGAAAGGCUAUACUCUGAAGUGUCGCACCCAGUCAGACUUUGGGAAGGUGACCAUGGCGUUUGAGCUGGAGGUGUGUCUGCUGCACAGACCUGAGGUGGUGUGUGUGAGGAGACAGCGGCUGAAGGGAGACUCCUGGGUUUACAAACACCUGGUGGAGGACAUUCUCUCUACGUCCAGCAUCUAGACGUCACUACUUCCUGUCAAUGAUGUCACAUCCUGUCCACGUUCCAGCACCUAAAGCCAGUGUCUUAACUAAUUCCAUGUAGGGCAGAGUGUCUGCAGGUUCACUCCCCCCCACCUGGUUGUCUAGGGCCUCCCCUCACCUGGUUGUCUAGGACCUCCCCCUCACCUGGUUGUCUAGGACCUCCCCCUCACCUGGUUGUCUAGGACCUCCCCCUCACCUGGUUGUCUAGGACCUC